Molecule: messenger RNA, 4476 nt
Organism: Sorex araneus (European shrew)
Lineage: Eukaryota; Metazoa; Chordata; Mammalia; Eulipotyphla; Soricidae
Gene: HTR1A
Product: 5-hydroxytryptamine receptor 1A
Exons: 1
Coding region: 600-1868 (422 amino acids)
Biological process (GO): regulation of hormone secretion; adenylate cyclase-activating adrenergic receptor signaling pathway; regulation of behavior
Cellular component (GO): plasma membrane
Molecular function (GO): G protein-coupled serotonin receptor activity
Source: RefSeq, a predicted model, not a curated record
GGGGAUUGGCGUAGGAGGAGGGAGUCUGCUAGUCCGUUCCGAGGGAUAAAGGGGAGUGAGAAGGAACCGGGAGAGUGAAAAGGACCGCCGGUAGGGAAAGGGGCGGGGAGAGCAAGGAGAAGGCGCGGGAGGAAGGCGAGGAAGAGUGCGGGAGAAAGCGAGGCAGAAGCUGGGCGGAGGGUCCCAGAGGGACCGUGGAGGGUGGGGUCUCUAUUCCAAAUACUUCGAGGAUUGGAGGCUGCUGGUAGGGAAAAUUCGGCUCUGCCAGUCAGUUGGGUAGCGGCAAAGUAAAAUGGACAGCGGGAGGCAGACGCUCCUGCUACCUCUCCGCAGCGCAGAAAUCCCGGAGCUGUUUUCGGCCAACUUGUUUCUCAGCUGGAGUCUCUGAGCACACGGGACUAAGGGAGCGCCGGGAGCUUCUGACGCCGCGCCACGGAGAUGCCUUCUGCUGAGCAGUAAGAACUUUAUUACUGGAGUCUCUGUACGGCAGGGAAAGUCCCCGGGAGGAGGCGAGCGGAAGACCCCCGGGGGGAGGGGCGGGGCGAGGGGUUCCCGGCUCCGCUUUUUCCCCGCCCCCUCCCCCUGAAGGGCCAGCAGGCAUGGAGGUGCUCGGUCCUGGACUGGGCAACAACACCACCUCGCCUCAGGGUCCUUUAGGGGCACGUGGCAAUGAGACUGGCCUCUCCGACGACGUGACCUUCAGCUACCAAGUGAUCACCUCCCUGCUGCUGGGCACGCUCAUCUUCUGCGCGGUGCUGGGCAAUGCUUGUGUGGUGGCCGCCAUCGCCCUGGAGCGCUCCCUGCAGAACGUCGCCAACUAUCUCAUCGGCUCGCUGGCGGUCACCGACCUCAUGGUGUCGGUGCUAGUGCUGCCCAUGGCCGCGUUGUACCAGGUGCUCAACAAGUGGACGCUAGGCCAGGUCACCUGUGACCUGUUCAUUUCCCUCGACGUGCUGUGCUGCACCUCGUCCAUCCUGCACCUGUGCGCAAUCGCCCUGGACAGGUACUGGGCCAUCACCGACCCUAUAGACUAUGUGAACAAGAGGACACCCCGGCGUGCCGCGGCGCUCAUCUCGCUGACCUGGCUCAUUGGCUUUCUCAUCUCCAUCCCCCCUAUGCUGGGCUGGCGCACCCCCGAAGACCGCUCGAACCCCGACGCCUGUACCAUUAGCAAGGACCACGGCUACACGAUCUACUCCACUUUUGGCGCUUUCUACAUCCCCCUGCUGCUCAUGCUGGUGCUUUAUGGGCGCAUCUUCCGAGCGGCGCGUUUUCGCAUUCGUAAGACGGUCAAGAAGGUGAAGAAGGGAGCAGAUACCCGUCCGGGGACGUCUCCCGCCCCGCAGCCCAGGAAGAGUGUGAAUGGAGAGCCGGGGAGCCGAGAAUGGAGGCAGGGGGUGGAGAACAAGGGAGAAGGCGCCCCGUGCGCGAACGGCGCUGUGAGGUUGGAAGAUGAAGGAGCCGUCUUGGAGGUGAUCGAGGUGCACCGGCUAGGUAAUUCCAGAGAGCACCUGCCCCUGCCCAGCGAGGCUGGAGCCGCCCCCUGCGCUCUGGUGUCUUUCGAGAAGAAAAAUGAGCGCAACGCCGAGGCGAAGCGCAAGAUGGCCCUGGCCCGAGAGAGGAAGACGGUGAAGACGCUGGGCAUCAUCAUGGGCACCUUCAUCCUCUGUUGGCUGCCCUUCUUCAUAGUGGCCCUGGUCCUGCCCUUCUGCGAGAGCAGCUGCAGCAUGCCCACCCUGCUGGGCGCUAUCAUCAACUGGCUGGGCUACUCCAACUCUCUGCUGAACCCCGUCAUCUACGCCUACUUCAACAAGGACUUCCAAAACGCGUUUAAGAAGAUCCUCAAGUGCAAGUUUUGUCGCCGAUGAUGUUGGGGGCGAGAUAGCCUCCCUAGCCCUUGGGAGUCAGUCGCGACUUCUUUCCCUCAAACUUUCUCACCCGCUUCGCUCUCCCUCCCCAGCCCUCAACCCCAAACCUCUCGGACUUGGAUUGAGCUCUUCAGCCUAGAGGCAUCCUGGGCAGCCAAAAGCAGAGCAUGGGUACCCACCCCCACUCCCAAAUUCCUAAAAAGCCUCUUUGACGCAGACUUUGGCCACACAAUCUAUUUUGAUCUCACAGCAACUGCCUCCUCCUUUUCUGCCCAGCAAAUCUAUGUAGUGGAAGUUUAAGCCUCACCCGUUCAAGGCAUAGAGAAGAAAAAAAGGGGGGGGGGAGAUUUUCUACACUGGAAAAUAAACUACCAACUCAGCCGCUGUGCGCACACAACACUCCCUCCUUCAAUCCGUGAUUCCACCACUAGAACUAGAACCUAAGAUUGAGGACUAGCACCUUCUUCCACCCCAGUCCUAAAAACGCGCAUUGCCUGUCUCUUCUUGGUUUAACCCUUCCUUUCUUUUGGUCACCUUUUAAGUCCUCGCCAGUCCCUCUGAACUAAUUUGCUAGUGGGGGAAGGCGCGGAAGAUCUGCCUUUCCCCGGUGCGAGUGCUGUCCCCGGAACUCCCACCUCCCCGUGUAGACUUGAAGUAUCCUGCUCCGAAAGCUCGAUUUUCUUGAAUUCAAAACCAAAGGGCCAGAAGCUUUUAUUUUUAGAGGACUGUAAGUAAAAGGCUGGGCCAGUGGGGAAGAACGAGGAGGUGGAGGUGCUGAACAGUGUGUCCGGUGCCUGCCUUGGUGCGGGCACUCACCGAAGAAACUCAGUGGGCUGGGGGAGUUAAAUUCUGUGUCUAGGUUGUUGGGAUCUUCACGCCGCGUUGACAUGCCCGGCUACCCACGGAGAGAGGCGCCCUCCGGCCACUGUGUGCGGGGUGGGCACGCACAGCUCUUCGGCGUCUCCCCAACGGGGUGCGGGUUGCUCAGCGCUUGGCGCCAGAGCCCAGGACCGAACUCGAACUCUUGGAGUCGCUUCUGUAGUUCUCGCUGGGCCAGCUACUACUGGGUUUGCGGUAGCUCUAGGGACAAGAAAGGCAUGGCGGGGGGUGGGGGGGGGGCAGUCAUUUCCCUGCUAUGAUGAAUUUAGUGAGUUUAGGGCUCCUCCCUGCUUCAGCCUCCAGCAGACGCUCCCUGACGCCUGCAAGGGCAACUUAACCCAGAGGUGGCAGAUGCAGACCUUCCAAUUCAGCCCUCGCCCUUGUCCUUAGGGAAAUAACCGUUUAGCGCGUUUAGCGCGAGUGCGAGUGACACUAUACAAGACUUGUUCUUCCGGACAUCCAAGACACAGAUUUACCAGGACCUUGGCUUCCAGGUUGGAAUUCUGAACUUGCCAUCAAACGGGUACAGACAGAUUUGGCACUGUCUGUGGUUACCUUGGGCACUGGGGCUUUGGAGAACUUGUUCUGGGUGCUCUCCCCGGAGAGUUCUUGAGAAUCCUGUACAGGAUUACAUUUACUCCUUGACCUGACUGUCCCACCUACAGAUCUACUAGAAAUCAGCUUACCAGCUGUUUGAAUUUUGUGGAGCUCCUCAAGCUUUUUCCUCAUUUAAAAGUUCUUUCAGCCUUUCCAUUUCUCCUGAGAAACCGGUUACAAUUCUUUACUGCCCCAGAAGGGAAAUUAUUUCGGUGCUCCACUUGAAUAUAAAUUUCCAUUCAUGGCCCUGGAAUCAAUUUUAGUUAUAUCUACCCCCUAAAGUUUUCGUUUAAAAAAGGGGGGUAUUCUUUUCUAGUAAUUGCACAGUUAUUGAUUAGUAUUCAACUGUACCUUUUGGAUAUUUGUGUCUGCUGUUUUGAGAACUGUAUUGCAAACGUUGUCAAAUGAAAAAAGCUCACGUGUUUAAAGGAAAAAAGACAGCCGUAUUACUUGAAAGCAUUUUUUUGUUUGUCAAACUGAACAGUCUCUGCUUGGUAUCUUUUUCUCUAACUUAAACUGAAAGUAAGCAUUUUGUCCUGUUCAAAUAGAUAAUAUAAAGUAGAAGAACUCUGAGAACUGUUUGUCUUUGCAUGUAUAAUGCUGAUAAGGGGCUCUGAUAGAAAAAAAAGCCAGAUUAUUUCUGUCCAAUAAUUAUUCUUCAAAAAUUAAUUUUUAUCAAACUAAUUUAAGUAAACAGAGUUAUAUUUUAAAAAGGUUUCUAUAUAUCUUCUUAAUUUUUUAGAGCAAAAUCUGCACUUUAGAAUAAUUCAAGUACAAAGUUUGUUCUUCCAAAUUAUGCCUUGGCCAGUAAGCAUUUGAAGUUUUGAGACUUUCAUUUAUUUAUCUUUUACAGAAUUAUAUGACAACGGUUUGAAAAUAUUUGUUAUUCCUGACUCGAAGGAUUUACACAAGGGGCAUCCAAUUGUAAUAUAAUUGCCAAGGCAAUAGAAAAAUUUGAGGAAAAUGUGCAAAAGCUGCAUAGAAGUAAAUAACCCCUUAUGCUUCCUUGCCCCCCCCCCUUAAAAUAAAGUAUUUGUAGUAGGUUAAAUAUAUAUAUAUGCAUCAGAAUUGGCCUUCACUCUUCCAUGUCACAAUAAAGAACUUUAAUAAUGGUAAUGCUACAAUAAACUGA